Molecule: messenger RNA, 8258 nt
Organism: Salarias fasciatus (jewelled blenny)
Lineage: Eukaryota; Metazoa; Chordata; Actinopteri; Blenniiformes; Blenniidae
Gene: plxna4
Product: plexin A4
Exons: 32
Coding region: 222-5975 (1917 amino acids)
Biological process (GO): regulation of cell migration; semaphorin-plexin signaling pathway
Cellular component (GO): semaphorin receptor complex; plasma membrane
Molecular function (GO): protein binding; semaphorin receptor activity
Source: RefSeq, a predicted model, not a curated record
UUUUUUUGGGGGGGGGGGGAGCAGUAAAAAGAAGGAGUUGGGAUUUCUCUGGACGUGCCUCUUAUCCGCAGUGUCGAUGCGGCUGCGGCUGUGAAUGAUAUCUGCAUAGAUUACAGGUACACAAUGUCCUCCAUCUGGAGAGAAACUUGAUCCCGACUGGCCGACAGUACUGGACUGUGCCUCCGUCCCGCUCCUCACCAGUCCCAACCCCGAGCACAGCCAUGACAUCCUUCACCAGAACACGGACCUAUUUUUUUGUAUGCUGCUUCCUGCCUAGUCUGGUGCUUCCUGUGACAUCUCAGACGGUGGUUCAAGCGCCACAGGCCCACAGUGCCGGCUCCCAGGUGAUCACAGCGUUGCUUCAGGAGGAGGAGGAGUACGCGUCGUUUCACGCCGAGAACCCGGAGUGGACAUUUAACCACUUGGCGGUGGACUAUCGCAACGGCAACGUUUACCUGGGGGCCGUCAAUCGCAUUUACAAACUGUCUCCGGGUUUGGAGGUCCUGGUCUCGCACGAGACGGGCCCGGACGAAGACAACCGCAAGUGCUACCCGCCGCGCAUCGUGCAGCCCUGCAGCGAGCCGCUGACGCUCACCAACAACGUCAACAAGAUGCUUUUGAUGGACUACCGCGAGAACCGGCUGCUGGCCUGCGGCAGCCUCUACCAGGGCAUCUGCAAGCUCCUCCGUUUAGAUGACCUCUUCAAACUAGGGGAGCCCUUUCACAAGAAGGAGCACUACCUCUCUGGUGUCAACGAGAGCGGCUCUGUGUUCGGCGUCAUCGUUUCGUACAGCAACGCCUCUCCGGACAUGUUGUUUGUGGCCACGGCGGUGGACGGCAAGCCAGAGUACUUCCCGACCAUCUCCAGUCGAAAGUUAGCCAGAAACUCAGAGGAGGAUGGCAUGUUUGCGUAUGUCUUCCAUGAUGAGUUUGUGGCCUCCAUGAUUAAAAUCCCCUCAGAUACUUUCACCGUCAUCCCCGACUUUGACAUAUACUACAUUUACGGCUUUGCCAGUGGGAACUUUGUCUACUUUUUGACUUUGCAGCCCGAAAUGGGAGGCGGACCGACCACCGGGUCGUCCUCCGCCGGUCGGGAGCAGGUCUACACGUCCAAGAUCGUCCGCCUCUGCAAGGCGGACACAGCAUUUAACUCCUACGUGGAGGUGCCCAUUGGAUGCAUCAGUGGAAAUGUGGAGUACCGACUGCUCGAGGCUGCGUACCUGUCCAAAGCGGGCGCAAUCCUGGCGCGCUCGCUGGACGUGGCGCCGGAAGACGACGUCCUGUUCGCCGUGUUCUCGAAAGGACAAAAGAGACGUCCGCGCAAGGCCUUCCAGGACUCGGCGCUCUGCGUUUUCUCUCUGCGAAAGAUCAACGAGAAAAUCAAGGAGAGGCUGCAGUCCUGCUACAAGGGGGAGGGCACGCUGGACCUGGCCUGGCUGAAAGUCAAAGACAUUCCCUGCAGCAGUGCGCUCUUGACCAUCGACGACGACUUCUGCGGCCUCGACAUGAACGCGCCGCUGGGCGUGUCCGAGAUGGUGCGCGGCAAGCCUCUCUUCUCCGACGCGGUGGACAAAAUGACGUCCGUCAUCGCCUACGUCUACAAGAACCACUCGCUGGUCUUCGUGGGCACCAAGAGUGGACGGGUCAAGAAGAUCCGGGUGGACGGCUCGUCGCGCGCCCUCCAGUAUGAGACAGUGCAGGCCGUGGAGAACGGACCCAUCCUGAGAGACAUGGCUUUCUCCUCCGACCACCACUACCUCUACGUCAUGUCUGAGGCCCAGCUGUCGAGGGUGCCAGUGGAGGCCUGCGGUCAGUACUCAACCUGCAGCGAGUGUCUUGGCUCGGGAGAUCCUCACUGUGGGUGGUGUGUGCUUCACAACAUGUGCACCAGGAAGGAGAAAUGCGAGCGCUCGUCGGAGCCCCGGCGCUUCGCGUCGGACAUCAAGCAGUGUGUGCGCCUCAGCGUCCACCCAAACAACAUAUCGGUGUCCCAGUUCAGUGUCACGCUGGUGCUGGAGGCCCAUAAUGUCCCAGAACUUUCCGCGGGGGUCAACUGCACCUUCGAGGACCUCGCCGAGAUGAACGGACUGGUGGAGGGGAACCGGAUCAAGUGCUCGUCCCCUGCCGAGAAGGAAAUGCCCCGCAUCAUCGUGGAUAAAGGUGACCACCAGAUCGUGCAGCUCUAUCUCAAGUCCAAGGAGACAGGCCUGGCAUUUGCAAAUACCAGUUUUGUUUUCUACAACUGCAGUGUGCAUAAAUCAUGUCUGUCAUGCGUGAGCAGUCCCUAUCAGUGCCACUGGUGCAAAUACAGGCAUGACUGUACCCACGAUCCUCGCACCUGCUCCUUCCAGGAGGGCCGAGUCAAGAAGCCCGAGGGCUGUCCGCAGUUGUUGCCUGCAGAGGGGAUACUGGUGCCGGUCAACGUGGUGAAGCCCAUCACCCUCCGAGCGAAAAACCUGCCGCAGCCUCAGUCCGGCCAGAGAGGCUACGAGUGUCUGCUGACCAUCCAGGGCAACGAGCACCGGGUUCCCGCCCUGCGCUUCAACAGCUCCUCUGUGCAGUGUCAAAACACCUCGUAUUUCUAUGAUGGGAUGGAGAUGAGCAGUCUUCCCGUGGAGCUGACCGUCAUCUGGAACGGAGAUUUCAGCAUCGACAACCCCGCCCAUAACAAAGUGCAUCUUUAUAAGUGCGACGCCCAGCGUGGGAGCUGCGGAUUGUGCCUGAAAGCGAACCCGCUGUACGGCUGCGUGUGGUGCAAAGGAGAAAAUCGCUGCACGCUCAAGCAGCACUGCCCUCACCCAGAGAACCAGUGGCUGGAGCACAACGGCAUCAACAGCAAGUGCACCAACCCAACGAUCACAAAGAUCACCCCUCUGCGAGGUCCCAGGGAGGGCGGCACCCUCGUGACCAUCCGGGGUGAGAACCUGGGGCUGGACUUCCGGGAGAUCCAGGGCAACGUGAAGGUGGCUGAAGUGGUCUGCACCCCCAUACGAGAGGGCUACAUCCCCGCUGAACAGAUCGUGUGCGAGAUGGGUAAAGCAGAGCUGAGCCAGUUCAGCGGGAAUGUGCAGGUGUGCGUCGGAGUGGGGGGACAGUGCAGACCCGAGUUUAUGGCAGUAUCUUCCAAAUACUACUACUUUGUGAUCCCCCGGCUCAUCGCCCUGAGGCCCAACCGAGGGCCGGUCUCUGGCGGAACCAUUGUCAACAUCACCGGCAGCCACGUGGAUGCUGGGAGCAACGUGUCAGUCAUGUUUAAGGACCAGCCGUGCACAUAUCUCAGGAGGGGCGGCCAGUGGCUCACCUGCAGGACUCACGCCUCGCUGCACGGCUACGGGAGCGUCUCCGUGUCCGUGAGCAUCGACAAGGCUCACCUGGAGAAAGACCUGCAGUUCGAAUAUGUGGAGGAUCCCACCAUCACCAAGAUCGAGCCGGAGUGGAGCAUCUACAGUGGUCACACUCCAGUGACAGUGACAGGAACUAACCUGGACAUCAUUCAGACGCCGCUCAUCAGAGCCAAAUACAACGGCCACGAGACCCUCAAUCUGUGCCAGGUGCUCAGCCCCACCUCCAUGCUGUGCCAGGCCCCCGAGCUGCCCAUCAGCCUGGCCCGGCAGCAGGAAGUGCCCGAGAGGCCCGACGAGUUCGGCUUCAAACUGGACGACGUGCAGGUCCUGAUGGCGCUCAACAACACCAACUUCAUUUACUACCCAAACCCGGAAUUCGAGCCCCUCAGUGUGUCUGGGGUGCUGGAGCUGAAACCUGGGUCGCCCAUCAUCCUGAAGGGACGCAACUUCCUCCCGCCGACCAACAGUGGCAAUGGGAAGCUGAACUACACCGUGCUGAUCGGCGAGAAGCCCUGCAUGCUGACGGUGUCGGAGACGCAGCUCCUCUGCGAGUCGCCGAACCUGACCGGGCGACACAAAGUCCUGGCACGUGUUGGCGGUAUCGAGUUCUCCCCGGGUGUGGUUCACAUCACGUCCGACAGCCAGCUCAGCAGCUCGGCCAUCUUCGGCAUCGCCGGCGCGGGCGCCAUGCUCAUCCUCGUCAUCGUGGCGGUGCUCAUCGCCUACAAGCGCAAGUCCCGAGAAAGCGACCUGACCCUGAAGAGGCUGCAGAUGCAAAUGGACAACCUGGAGUCUCGUGUGGCUCUGGAGUGCAAAGAGGCUUUUGCAGAGCUGCAGACAGACAUCCACGAGCUCACCAGCGAUCUAGACGGUGCGGGGAUCCCCUUCCUGGACUACAGGACCUACACGAUGAGGGUCCUCUUCCCAGGCAUCGAGGAACACCCUGUACUGAGAGACCUGGAGGUGCCGGGCUACCGCCAGGAGCAAGUGGAGAAGGGGCUGAAGCUCUUCGGCCAGCUCAUUAACAACAAGAUCUUCCUGCUGUGCUUUAUUCGCACCCUGGAGGCCCAGCGGGGCUUUUCCAUGAGGGACCGCGGCAACGUGGCCUCACUCAUCAUGACGGUGCUGCAGAGCAAGCUGGAGUACGCCACCGACGUCCUGAAGCACCUGCUCUCCGACCUCAUAGACCGCAACCUCGAGAGCAAGAACCAUCCCAAGCUGCUGCUCCGCAGGACCGAGUCGGUCGCGGAGAAAAUGCUGACCAACUGGUUCACCUUCCUCCUCUACAAGUUUCUGAAGGAGUGCGCGGGCGAGCCGCUCUUCUCCCUCUUCUGUGCCAUCAAGCAGCAGAUGGAGAAAGGCCCCAUUGACUCCAUCACGGGAGAGGCCCGCUACUCGCUCAGCGAAGACAAGCUCAUCAGGCAACAGAUCGACUACAAGACGCUGGUGGUGAACUGCAUACAUCCAGAAAAUGAGAAGAGCCCAGAGAUCCAGGUCAAGGUGCUGAACUGCGACACCAUCAGCCAGGUGAAGGAGAAGAUCCUGGACGCCAUCUACAAGAACGUGCCGCAUUCACACCGGCUGAAAGCCUCCGACAUGGACCUGGAGUGGCGUCAGGGCCGAGGACAGCGCAUGAUCCUGCAGGACGAGGACGUCACCACGAAGAUCGAAGGCGACUGGAAGAGGCUGAACAUGCUGGCGCAUUAUCAGGUACCUGAUAAUGCAGUAAUGGCUCUGGUUCCCAAACAAGUUACAGCCUACAAUUCAGUAAACAACUCCACUGUGUCUCGAACUUCUGCGAGUAAAUACGAGAACAUGAUCAAGUACACUGGAAGUCCCGACAGCCUGCGGUCCCGCACGCCCAUGAUCACGCCCGACCUGGAGAGCGGGGUGAAGGUCUGGCACUUGGUGAAGAACCACGAGCACGGAGACCAGAAGGAAGGAGACCGCGGCAGCAAGAUGGUCUCCGAGAUCUACCUAACACGACUUCUGGCGACCAAGGGUACGUUACAGAAGUUUGUGGACGACCUGUUCGAGACCAUCUUCAGCACGGCCCACCGAGGCAGUGCUCUGCCGCUGGCCAUUAAAUACAUGUUUGACUUCCUGGACGAGCAGGCCGACAAACACAGCAUCCACGACCCGCAUGUCCGACACACAUGGAAGAGCAACUGCCUACCUCUGCGUUUCUGGGUGAAUGUGAUCAAGAACCCCCAGUUUGUGUUUGACAUCCACAAGAGCAGCAUCACAGAUGCCUGUCUGUCCGUGGUGGCCCAGACCUUCAUGGACUCCUGCUCCACCUCAGAACACCGCCUUGGGAAGGACUCGCCCUCCAACAAGCUGCUUUAUGCCAAGGACAUCCCCAGCUACAAGAGCUGGGUGGAAAGGUACUACUCAGACAUUAAUAAGAUGCCAGCGAUCAGUGACCAGGACAUGAAUGCCUACUUGGCAGAACAGUCACGGAUGCACAUGAAUGAGUUCAACACCAUGAGCUCUCUCAGCGAGAUUUACUCCUACGUGGGAAAAUACACUGAGGAGAUCGUGUGUGCGCUGGAGCAGGACGACGCAGCCAGGAAACAGAGGCUGGCCUUCAAGCUGGAGCAGGUGGUGGCCUUCAUGAGUCUGGAGAGCUGAGGACCGCACUUCCCAGGGUGCACUGGGAAGAGACCCCGUCAGAAACCGAGCCGUGCCUGAGCGAAGAUCUGUCCCAAUCUUUUUUCAUCAUGUGACUUCCUCCCCCCGCCUUUCAAAGAUGACUUCUUCCUUGACCUUUUUUCUGCUUCCUCUUCCCUGAGAAACUUUUUUUUUUUUUUUUUUUUCGUUUUCCUCAUCCACUCUGCUGCAUAGACUAGUUUACCUGAAAGCAUGUGAGGGGUGGUCCGGGGCUGAGUCUCGAGUCUCCCACAAUGCAAUGUGGAGGAUCUCUCAGCUUCGCCACAGGGGGAGCUUCAAGGGGCGACUGCUUGAAGGCUGGCCAUAUUGGCAUACUUCUGUCCCCCUGCUGGAAGAAAAGAGGGGGAAAAAAACAUUUUUAUGUUGCCUUCAAGAAUUUACACUGAUAGGUAAUUCUUUAAAAACCACAACGGUGGGUGUCCGUUUUGUUGAGAACUUUUCAAAAUAGGAUAGUUAAAAUAAGACCAUCUCUAGAGUUCAGUUUAUCGUAGUUCUAUAUUCAGAUGUACGGAAUCGAGUGGAAACAUCAAAAACCGACGACUGCAAGCCAAAUGAACACCUCCGAAGGAAAUUAAUGCAAGGAUGGUUUGCCAAGUUUACACUGUACCUUCGAGCAAAGCAUACAUAUCCGUGAAAUCUGGGGCGAGUUCAGGCAAACCUCGAAUGUUCUUGUGUUCUUUCAAUGUAGCUGGAGUUGUAUUUAAGAAAAAGACUGAUGGGGGGGGGGGGGGGGGGGAUUACCGCUUCUCCGAACUGUUCCUUUAUCGAGACGUGAUAGACGCUAAAACUUUACAAAGCCAGAGCAUCCCCAGCCUAUAGCCCCUUUGCAGCAUUCUCACGUUUUUACCUGCCCAGCACACAUUUAAAGAAAACGCACAUGAUUCCUGCUUCCAUUUGGCUUAUAUGGCUACUGCAAAAUUACGCUAUUAGAUGAAACCCUGAAGCCCCCACCCAAGUUGGAUCCUUUAUUUAAAAAGACAAAAAAAAAAAAAAAAAGAAGAAAAGAAGCACACAACCAACUCUGGAAGACAGUGUUCCGACUGCCGAUGGAAACACCCGGAGCAGUCCUUGCCUGGCUCUCGCCACUUCCGAUCUUGUGUCGCCCGUACAGCGACGGUCUAUCAAAGCACACAUGCGCACAGAUACACACACACACACACACAAUCAGCAGCUGCCCAAGAUCCUGACUGCCCAGAUAUCAACGCCGACCCUGGAGGUGGUUAAAAAGAAAAAGGGGAGAGCUGGCUGAAAAGCACCGGGUAAGAACUGCUCGAUCAGUAGAAAUAAAGAUGCGACGCGGCGUGGCCAGACGGCCGCCUGCGACCUAAAGGGGCUCUGAUGUGAGAGUAGCACUUCUUUUCCCAGGAUGUUCUUAUUUUAAGACUUUUUUGCGUGGAGAAAUCAAACAAGAUGGACUUAGUUGGUCAGCCAAAAACCAAAGGAGCUUGAAAUUUUCAAAAAAAAAAAAAAAAAAAAAGGUCAAAAAUGUAUUUAUAAAGUGCCACUGAGGAACUGAAAAAAAAAAAAGACUAUGUAUGAGAAAGCCACAUCUAGGACACACAAAAGAAAAGAUGUUGUGACUGGAACUUUGAGAAACCUGUGUGAUUUUUCUGACCUCAGUGUGUCGAGGUGAGAGGCUCCGUGGGCGAGGUGGUCCGAUCCUCCGUUCUCUUUCCAUCGUCCCCGGGUCUCUCCGGCUCUCGGCACACCGUUCACCCCUUUUGUCCGGCUCCUGACCUACCAGUUUCUUUCCGUUUUUGCACAAGCGUUGGAGAUGGUAGCUAGUUGCAUACGGCAAAAAAAAAAAAAAAAAAAAACAAACCCCCAACUCCUGAGUGUGUAACUGUUGAGGCGCUCUUGUCUGUAUUAGUGUAGUUGUCCUCAGUGGCGGUAGGGGGCGGCCUUCUCCAAGCCUCAAAAAAAAGAAAAAAAAAAGGAAAAAAAAAUUCAGAUAAAGCAGAGCAAGACAUGAGCAUCAUGGCAAGACAAACAAGAAAAAGAUGGACUUUAAGUAGAUAAGACUUGUUGGAUGUGAACCUCCACAAUGGGAGAGAGCGACUGAAAGAGAUGAUGGAGGCGCCCUCCGUACCUUUUGACCUCUGCCCUUUCUUUUGCCUUGACAACGUGCCCCAUGUGGUGAUGUGAAUGUGUGAAGACCGCCCUAGGUCCACCUUGGGUCCUUUAUUGGCUUUUUAAGCGCAUGUAAAACGUAAACAAUUUAAGAAACUUAUUUAAAAAAAAAAA